Molecule: messenger RNA, 1214 nt
Organism: Sinocyclocheilus rhinocerous
Lineage: Eukaryota; Metazoa; Chordata; Actinopteri; Cypriniformes; Cyprinidae
Product: tumor necrosis factor alpha-induced protein 8-like protein 3
Exons: 2
Coding region: 248-856 (202 amino acids)
Biological process (GO): regulation of apoptotic process
Cellular component (GO): cytoplasm
Source: RefSeq, a predicted model, not a curated record
AAGCAAACGAGAGGAGAAAGUGGAAGCAAGUGAAUGUCAGUGAAAAGAGGCAGUCUGACUGCACAGAAAAGGCGCUCGGCAAACAGCGCGCACUCAUCGAGUCAGUUAUAUUCUGAACACAGAGAGCUGGUGUAUUUAAGCUCAAGAAAACAGUUUUCAGUGCAGAGAGACAGCACAGAGACAGACAGAAACAGAGGAAGUGGUGAGAAGAAAAUAGGAGAAGAGUGGAGAGGUUCUUCGUGGAGAGAUGGACUCAGAUUCUGGGGAUCAGAGUGAAGGAGAGAUCUCUCCAGGGCAAGAGAGCUUCAACUCCAAGAGUUUGGCCCUUCAGGCCCAAAAGAAGAUCUUAAGUAAAAUGGCCACCAUGGCCGUGGCAAACCUUCUAACAGACGAUACCAGCAGCGAGAUUCUGGACGAACUCUACAAGGCCAGUCGUGAAUACACCAAGAGCAAGAAAAAAGCCCACAAGAUCAUCAAAGAUGUCAUCAAGAUCGCCCUGAAGAUUGGCAUUCUCUAUCGAAACCACCAGUUCAGUCCUGACGAGAUGGAGACAGUCGAACGCUUCAAAAAGAAGAUGAACCAGGCGGCCAUGACAGUGGUGAGCUUUUACGAGGUGGAGUACACCUUCGACCGUGGCAUUCUUUCUGAGCUGCUGAUGGAAUGUAGGGACCUUCUCCAUGAGCUGGUGGAGCAGCACUUGACCAUGCGCUCCCACGCGCGGAUCGACCACGUUUUCAACCAUUUCGCAGAUGUGGAUUUCCUGACCGAGCUGUACGGCCCGUCUGAAGAGUACAGACUUAACCUGAGGAAGAUUUGUGAUGGGAUAAACAAAUUCCUAGAUGAGGGCACACUUUAACCUCCAGCUCACAGUUAGUCGGAUGAGACUCCAGCAGGCUACUGGGAACUGAACUGCAGGAUUUUACGCAACUUGUGUUCUUUGGUUUUUGUUUGAAAUUCAGGCAGUCGUGAUAACUUGAUGAUGUGAUUGUUACCCAACCUGUAGGGAUCGGAGUAUGUGAGCAGAGUGGAGCGGCAACAAUUUCUUCUCCGCGCUCCUAGCAUUCAAUAAUCACUCCUCUCCAGCUCCGCUUUGGGUUCAUCAUUUCCUGCUCCUUGCUCAACUGAUCAGAAACACCGCUCCGCCUUCGCUCCAUGACGAAAUUGGUGGCUAAAAUACUUCAGAAGCCUAUGUUUUGAAAUAUCUCAAAGUUCUG